Messenger RNA from Nylanderia fulva, 1370 nucleotides. RefSeq names its product tRNA-guanine transglycosylase (gene Tgt). Gene Ontology annotation, molecular function: tRNA-guanosine(34) queuine transglycosylase activity. NCBI's taxonomy places the organism in Eukaryota, Metazoa, Arthropoda, Insecta, Hymenoptera, Formicidae. Gene Ontology annotation, cellular component: cytosol. The record is from RefSeq and is a predicted model, not a curated record.
GCAAAAUGUACUUUAAGUGCGGAAAGUGUACAAAAAGGCGCAGAACGAAGACACGUGGGCUUUUCUCUUAUGUCCAAUUUUUUCUACAAAACGUACUAUAGUACAGUGAACGUAGGACUUGCUAAAUUCUCAGCGAAAAUGACAAGUCAAAAAGCUGUACUGAUUUUUGAAAUAUUUGUCGAGUGUCAAACUACAAAAGCCAGAACCGGCAGGAUGACACUUGUUCAUCAUCAUGUAGACACACCAGUAUUCAUGCCAGUGGGAACUCAGGGAACGUUAAAAGGAUUGUUGCCCCAACAACUGGAACAAUUGGAUUGCCAAAUCAUUCUCGGCAAUACAUAUCAUCUGGGAACUAGGCCUGGUGCAGACGUUCUGCGUAAAGCUGGAGGUUUGCACAAGUUUAUGAAUUGGAAAAGAGCGCUGUUAACAGAUUCAGGUGGUUUCCAAAUGGUUUCAUUGUUACAUCUAGCCGAAAUAACAGAAGAAGGUGUUAAAUUUAAAUCACCAUAUAAUGAAUCUGAAUGCAUGUUGACACCUGAACAUUCAAUUCAAAUUCAAAAUACGAUUGGUGCUGACAUAAUUAUGCAACUUGAUGAUGUUGUUAAAACUACUUUAACUGGUCCAAGAGUAGAAGAGGCAAUGCAUAGAACAACACGUUGGCUAGAUCGUUGUUUGUUAGCACAUGAAAGACCUAAUGAACAAAGUAUAUUUCCAAUUGUGCAAGGUGGUCUCAAUUCCGAACUGCGAUCCGAAAGUGCACGACAAUUAAUUAAACGACAAGUGAACGGAUAUGCUGUAGGAGGCUUGAGUGGUGGGGAAAGCAAGGACGAUUUUUGGAGAAUGGUUCAUCUAUCAACGAAUAUCCUUCCAAAAGACAAACCACGAUAUCUUAUGGGGGUUGGAUUCGCAGUUGACUUAAUUGUAUGCUGUGCAUUAGGAAUCGAUAUGUACGAUUGUGUAUUUCCAACAAGAACAGCUAGAUUUGGUUGUGCUUUGGUACAAACAGGACAGCUUAAUUUGAAACAAGCACAAUUUAAAAAAGAAAUGAUACCGAUAGACGAAUCGUGCGAGUGUAGCACCUGUAAGACUUACACACGAGCUUAUUUGCAUCAAAUCGCUACAAUAGAGACAGUGUCAUGUCAUUUGUUGACAGUUCACAAUGUUGCGUUUCAAAUGAAGCUGAUGCAAGAUAUCAGAAACAGUAUAAAAGAACAAAGAUUUCCUACAUUUAUACAGGAAUAUAUGUUGGCAGUUUAUCCCAAUAAGGACUAUCCAAUAUGGAUAAUUAAUGCUUUGAAGGCUGUCAAUGUUACUCUAUUGUAAAUGUUUUUUACAUUAAUUAUAUAAAAAUUUACAUUAAUUAUGUAUAA